CCUCGAAUAACCGCGAGCGAUCCUACUGGACACAUCUAUCUAGCUCUACAACUCUAGAAAUGUCUCAUCCAAACACCGCCAACGCCCAACAGCCCACCCGACUUAUCAGCCACUUUCUCAAACGACCCGUACAAGAUUACGGACCCGGCUGGUCCGCCCUCUGGGACUCCAAUAACAGCGACCUAUGGGACCGAGGCAAACCCUCACCCGCAUUGAUUGAUCUCAUCGAGCAGCAGCCGCUAGCGUUUUCUCCAUUUACGGCAGAUGGAAGGCGCAAGAAGGCCCUUGUACCGGGCUGCGGAAGAGGCUACGACGUGAUCAUGCUCGCCCUGCACGGCUUCGACGCGUACGGCCUCGAAAUAUCUGCAACGGCCGUCGCGGAGGCGAGAAAGUAUGCCGCUGUCGAGAUGAGCUGCCCUCAGGAAUACAACUUCGGCCACGCACAAUCUCAAACACGAGACGUGGGGAGUGCUAUUUUUGCCGUAGGCGACUUUUUCGAGUCUGAGUGGGAGGGUCAGGGGAUCUUGGACGCUAGGGUUAAGUAUGACCUUGUCUACGAUUAUACGUUUCUUUGCGCCCUUCACCCGCAAAUGCGGGCGCAAUGGGCGGCCCGUAUGGCACAGCUAGUCCUACCGCAAGGCGUCCUUGUAUGCCACGAGUUCCCUAUGUACAAGGAUCCGUUGCAGGACGGGCCCCCGUGGGGUGUGAACGGUGUGCACUGGGACCUGCUCGCGCGCGGGGGAGACGGAAUGGCGGGGAUCUCGCAACCGCCUGAGGCAACCACGGACGGACUGUGUGGGGCUUUCCAGCGGGUGCAAUAUUUCAUGCCGAAGCGGUCGUAUGAGAGUGGGAAGGGAACGGACAUGAUGAGCGUGUAUGAGCGGAAGUAAACUCUAGAACAUAUACCGUUCUAUGCUGUUGGUGAUCUUAUCGGAUCAAAGCAUCCAGCGAUCAAUAUGAGACUUGUCCUUGCUCAGUAUCCAUAUUACGUGAGACAUGAGGAAUCUCG
Molecule: messenger RNA, 1009 nt
Organism: Aspergillus candidus
Lineage: Eukaryota; Fungi; Ascomycota; Eurotiomycetes; Eurotiales; Aspergillaceae
Product: thiopurine S-methyltransferase family protein
Exons: 4
Coding region: 60-890 (276 amino acids)
Molecular function (GO): S-adenosylmethionine-dependent methyltransferase activity
Source: RefSeq, a predicted model, not a curated record